AUGUGAGAUACUUCUGGGCAAGACAGAUUUAAACCUAUUACAGCAAAUUACUUUAGAGGUGGCCAUGGAUUUUUAAUAUUUUUUAGUGUAAUUGAUAGAAAAUCGUUUGAAGCAGUUAAAUUUUGAAAAGAGCUCAUAGGGAGUCAUAGUGAUAUAGCUCAUGGAUUCAUUUUAGUGGGAAACAAAUGCGAUUUAGAAAAUGAAAGAGUGGUUUCUUAUGAUGAAGGAAAAAGUUUUGCAGAUAGUUUAGGAAUUCCUUAUAUUGAAGCAAGAAAUAAAAAAUGUGGAGUCGGCGAAAGAUGGAUCCCGAGACACAAUCCCUGUGGUGGAGGUGGACCAUCCCAAUGAAGCUGAAAAAAGUGCCCCUGUAGGCCUUAGGGUUUGGGGAUUCUUGCCGAGCAGGGGAGUUUUGUUUCUCAACCGAAGUUUUUCCCUGCCCCUGCUAAUGGGCUAGACAGGUUUUGCCAUCCACUUAGUCUAUGCUUAUCGAAACUAGCAGGGCAUCCACAAGAGGUGGCUCGAGCCUAGGGAGCUGGUCCUUAGUCUAUGUGGGUUUAUGUAGGCUAAUAGUCUAUCCGCUUAUGGUCUUAUAAUUUUAACUUUAAAUUUAUAUUGAAACAUCGUCGAAGUACGGGUAUAACAUUGGAAGAACCCUCGAAAUAUUAAUUUUUCAUAUUAUACCGUCUCUGAAUUCCAAAAAUGCGCAAAACAUAUUUAAUUGCAAUAAUAAUUAA
This is a messenger RNA of Blepharisma stoltei, 734 nucleotides long. The record is from the annotation of a GenBank genome assembly. NCBI's taxonomy places the organism in Eukaryota, Ciliophora, Heterotrichea, Heterotrichida, Blepharismidae.